This is a messenger RNA of Saccostrea cuccullata (small rock oyster), 1716 nucleotides long. Its product is annotated as nyctalopin-like. The record is from RefSeq and is a predicted model, not a curated record. The coding region runs from base 1 to 1716 and encodes 571 amino acids. Gene Ontology annotation, molecular function: protein binding. Lineage: Eukaryota; Metazoa; Mollusca; Bivalvia; Ostreida; Ostreidae. The transcript has 17 exons.
AUGCUACAGAGAAACAUUGGUCUUAUUUUCUGUGUUAUCAUCGUCUAUGUGUAUGGCUGUCCUGAUAAAUGUUCUUGUAAUGGGACAGUGGUGAUGUGUGAAAAUCAAGGAUUUUCGUUUGUACCACAAGAUAUCCCCGACAAAACGACCGAACUAUUUUUAGGAAGAAAUAAGAUUGAGAACAUAACUGAAAAUCAGCUUGGAAAAGGUGCUUCCUUGAAGAAAUUGUAUUUGUACGAAAAUAGAUUAAGUCAUAUUCACCCUGACGCCUUUACCUACUUGGAACAACUAGAAGUACUAUCGGCAUCAUACAACCACCUGAAAAUAAUCAAACGUCAAUAUUUCUGGAAAACAAUUCGACUGAAGUUAUUAGAUUUCAGCAAAAACAAAAUUGAAAUGAUAGAGGACGGUGCUUUUGAAAAGCUUCCAAAUCUUCAGAAUUUACGUCUAAACAGUAAUAAGAUUAGAGCGAUCAGCAAUGACACUUUUCGCAUGGUUUCAGGAUUGGAAAAAUUAGAAUUGCAAGAUAAUGCCAUUCAAACAAUAGGGAACCUUGCUCUACGGGAUCUCCAAAAUCUACGACUGUUGUCAAUGAGCAAAAAUGAAUUGGAGACCCUUCCAACAGGACUUUUUAAUGGAUUGGAUUUAAUAGAAGAAAUAUAUCAGAUGUCCUUUUUUCUGAAUUACAGUGUACUCAAUAAAAACUUUGUGAAUAGAGUUGAAAGUCAUGCAUUUGAGUCUCUUCCUGCUUUAGAGAGAGUAUACCUAGACGGGAACAAUAUAAAAGAAAUGCAGAAAAAUUGUUUUGGUAAUGGAACGAAACUUGAUCGUUUGUAUCUGGGUUCCAAUCCUUUGAGAUGUGACUGUGGAAUGAAGUGGUUAAUGGACUACGUGAAAACCCAUCACACCUCGCUAGAACUAGAGAGCAGGGAAGGAAGUCGUGUCGAUGUGGUUUGUGACGAACCAGAUACACUUAAAGGGAGACGUGUACUGGAUCUUCCUGAAAACAGUUUUUACUGUGAAUGUCGAAUUCCUGGAAUCAUGUACAGCGGGACAGAAAACAAAACAAUCAAAGGUUUAGGAUGUCAAUAUUGGUCAGAUCAGAAACCACACAGACAUGACUAUGACAUGCUUGGUAUGAACCAAUCAAACUACUGCAGAAAUUUUGACCGUGACAGAGCAUGGUGCCUGACCAAUCAAACAGGUGUAUUGUGGGAUUACUGCUAUGUUCCGGUUUGUGGAAAUAUGUGUUAUGAUGUGAAGUCUUCGAGAUCCUUGCACAGAUGUCCCGUGAAAACCUCUCAUUGCAGUGAAAUUGAAAAAUUGGUCAGUUGUCAUAUUUCCCACGUGGAGAAAACAUAUGAGAUAGAAUGUGUUGACUCCUGGAUGAUGAGAAGGGCUAUCGUGUCCAGCCUUGUGGAGCACAAUGUAAUUACAGAGCAAUUAAGACUCAAGUGCUUUCCCUCGCCAUGUGCUUCUGAAAAUUUCUUGAAAUUAGCUAAGUCAUGGUCAUACACCGGUUUGUUGCCUUAUUCCCAACAAAUUUUCUGUUGGUCUGUGAUCCGCCUUGUUAACAAUGGAAUAGCUGCCAUUACAGAUACAAACAAAUCAACAUGUUAUACUAGCGACAAAAGGAGGUUCCUAAGUGCCAUACAAACUAAACUAGAAGGAAUGUUGGAUAAAACUAAAUUUCACAUAUCUGAAUCAAAUUUUUAA